GAGAAAGAGAGAGAUGAGAGAACAUGGAAACUGAUGCACGGUUAAGGCUGACAAGAAUUUAGUAUCAUCCAUCGCACGGCGUCGAAACUCGCAAGGAAAGAGACAGGUUACAGUUAUCUCUCAGUCAUCUCUCUCAAUUCUCCACUCUGAAUUCUCUUUCAGCCCUCCUUCCCUCUCGAUUUCCAUCUGUGUUCAUUGGGAUUGGCUUCCCUCUUUAAUUAUGGUACAUUCCGGCACACGCCUCCUCCUUCGCCCUAGAAAUUUUCAAUCCUAUUAUUCUUCUCGUUCAAUGUUGUUGUCUGCAAAUUCGAUUCCAAUGCCCUAGACAUUCGAGACGGUUCCCUACGCUUCCAUGGAGGAGGAGAAGGUCAGUGGCGGGAACUCGUCGAGGGUUUCUUCUUCUUUCCCGCCGGCGGCCGGCGGGGCCUCUUCGUCUUCACAUGCUUCGAAGAAUGGACGCUGGUUUACCGUAGAGCUUAGACCCGGGGAGACUACUAUAGUGUCUUGGAAGAAACUCAUCAAGGAAGCUAACAAGGCUAAUCAACCUCCUCUCGCUUCCGAGGCUCCUUCAGGUGCCCACCCCGCCCUCGAGUCUCGUAUUGCUCCGGGUCAACCUGUGGAAAGUGAAUUGAAGGAUGCACCUCCUGCAAAUCGUUUUAGUGCUGUUAUAGAGAAAAUUGAGCGCCUCUAUAUGGGUAAGCAUAGUAGUGAUGAGGAAGAACUGGAUGGUGUUCCUGAUGAUGAUCAAUAUGACACAGAAGAUUCUUUUAUUGAUGAUACUGAGCUGGAUGAGUAUUUUCAAGUUGACAAGUCAGCAACGAAACACAUUGGUUUCUUUGUUAAUAGGGGGAAGUUGGAACGCAUAAAUGAACCUGUUGCUUCACCUGACUACCAACCAAAGAAACGCAGAAGGAAGGAUCCUGCAAAAUCUCGUGGUGAGAAGGACGGUGAGCAUGUAUCAAACAGAAAUGCAAAAGAUAGUGAGCAUCUACCAAGUAAGCAUGCUAAAGUGGGUAAUGUGAGGAUGAAAGCUGCUGCACGGACAGCACCAUUGGUAGGGACCAAAUCUUAUGGUUCUUCUCAAAGUUUAGCCACUAUUAGUGAGUACUAUGAAGAUGAGAAAGUUCAGAAUCAAUUGAAUUCUCUAGGACCUUCCAAGAAGAAGUCUACUGAUUCUAAUACUAAAUUGGAGAAUCCUAAUUCAUCGAAGACUUCUAAUAGGGAUGCUUCUAUGUUUCCAAUAGAAGCAAAGAAUAUUGAAAAACAGAAGAGUGGAAUCAUGCAACCUAGAGAGGUUGGUAAUAAAUUGAAAGUUCCAAGUGUGCCCUCUGAUGCUGUCCAUCAGAUAUAUCGGGAUAAAGGUGCUUCCACUCAGAUUGAACCUCAACCCGGCAGACAAUUGAAUGAUAUGACUGAGAUAGAGCUCUCCACCAAAGUUAGGCAGAAGGAGAAGAAUAGCAGUAACCAACUGCCUGACCUUAAUUCCUCUGGGAUCAAGUACCCAGUGCAGACUGCUAAGAUUCCAUCCAUGCAUGCAAGGGAAGGUUCUAGUGUUAGGCCAAAAGGUACAAUGCUUGAAAGGGCCAUUAGGGAGCUGGAGAAGAUUGUUGCAGUGUCAAGACCACCGAUCAUGGAAGUUCAGGAUGGUGAUGUUUCAUCGCAGGCAAUCAAAAGGAGAUUGCCUCGAGAAGUAAAACAGAAGCUUGCUAAAGUUGCCAGACUAGCGCAGUCAAGCCAAGGAAAAAUUUCAGAUGAGUUAAUAAAUCGUCUUAUGAGUAUUCUCGGCCACUUGGUGCAGCUUAAGACAUUGAAGAGAAACUUGAAAGAGAUGGUUGAAUUGGGUUUGUCGGCGAAACAAGAGAAAGAUGACCACUUCCAACAAAUAAAAAAAGAGGUCGUUGAAAUGAUAAAAAUGCAAGCUUCCUCUUUAAAGUCUAAGGUACCUGAGCAACGGGAUGGAGCAUCUGUUGAUUUUCAGGAAGUACUUGACUCAGAAGAAAAAGGGGUCAAAGGAAAAUAUAGCAUGGAUGAUGCUAUGGAAGACAAGAUUUGUGAUCUCUAUGACCUAUAYGUUGAGGGAAUGGAUGAAGACAAGGGACCACAAAUCCGAAAGCUGUAUGUAGAGCUUGCAGAACUAUGGCCAAAUGGAUCCAUGGACAAUCAUGGGAUCAAAACUGCUGUCUGCAGAUCAAAGGAGCGUAAGAGGGCAAUGCUUAGCAAACAUAAGAAUCAGAAGAUCAGGAGGAAAAAGUUGUCCACUGCUCCAAGAGCAGAAGAGGGCAUUUGUGGUGAAGCUAUUACAACUGCUCACGCACGGUUGAUACAAGAGAGACUGGUUACUGAUAUGAAUUGCCAUGUCUUAACUCCACCCAACAGGAUGACUUCAAACAUGGCAGUAGCAAGUCAACACAUUUCAACAUCUGUCAGAAUGCCCAACUCAUCUACAAAUGGUUUUAAUCUUGACCGCAUGCCAAAACAAGAAAAAGUAAAGGGAAGUACAGGUACCUUCUUGAAUGAGGUCCAGAGAACAGAUGGCUCAUUGGUGAAGAAAAAGCUUAAGAGGAAGCCCGAAUCGGUCUUGGGCGAAAUUCAUUUCCAUUCAGACAAGUUAUCUUUACAACAAGAAAAGGAAAAGCACAAGUACCCCAAGCUGACUGGAAGUCUCCCACAUAAACCAAGCAUUCAAUCAACUGGUCUUCCAAGUUCUGAACAACCUAACUGAUAUGAGUCAAGGCUGAAGAGCAGGUUACACUGAAAAUGGGUGAAAGUAACACAAAGCCCCUUAUUGAUUCUGUGUUAUUUUGUGGUGUUGCAGAAAGAAGCGUGGUUUCUCUUUUCAUUUGCCCUGCUUAAACUGCAUCCUUUGAUACCCUCUGGUAGGUUGCCAGUCAACUCUAGGUAGUAGUAAUCCGGUGCCUUUAUUUGUUCUCCAAGUAGAAACGGCAGAAAAGUGUAAUGGUUUGGUGCAGUUUCAACAUGAAGGGCACUUGAACACUAAAGAGGAAGGGCUUUGCUUUUUUUUGGCAACCCCCAAUGGUGUUGCGUUCAUCAUCAUAGUGAGGAUGCGAUCCCUCCUUUUGGUUCUUGCAACAUGAGUUGUAAUAGUUCCAAAAUAGCAUGUGGUGUGAUACCCCUUGCAUGUCUUCUGUAUAUAUCUGAUUUAAGGGAUUUCUAAUUCAGCAGCCUCUUGUUACUGUUUUCCUGGAGGUUUCUAUUAAUUUUUAUAGCUUGAUACUGUUCUGUA
Nelumbo nucifera (sacred lotus) is the source of this 3244-nucleotide messenger RNA. RefSeq names its product ubinuclein-1-like. Lineage: Eukaryota; Viridiplantae; Streptophyta; Magnoliopsida; Proteales; Nelumbonaceae. Gene Ontology annotation, cellular component: nucleus. The record is from RefSeq and is a predicted model, not a curated record. Gene Ontology annotation, biological process: chromatin organization.